Cucumis sativus (cucumber) is the source of this 1693-nucleotide messenger RNA. Its product is annotated as pentatricopeptide repeat-containing protein At5g08510-like. The coding region runs from base 120 to 1481 and encodes 453 amino acids. The record is from RefSeq and is a predicted model, not a curated record. Gene Ontology annotation, molecular function: protein binding; RNA binding. The transcript is spliced from 4 exons. Gene Ontology annotation, biological process: RNA modification. NCBI's taxonomy places the organism in Eukaryota, Viridiplantae, Streptophyta, Magnoliopsida, Cucurbitales, Cucurbitaceae.
AAAAGAUACGAGAAGACCAGAGAGAACAUAUGUUUGCGUUGCCUCAGUGUUAACUUUUUCUAAUGGCACCAGAAACUUAAAGUCCUUCAGUAAUGGAAUGGACUUGAUGGAGAAUUGUUAUGAACCAAUUGAAGCAAAUUCAUGCUUAUAGCCUCAGAAACGGCCUAGAUCACACAAAGUUCCUCAUUGAAAAGCUUCUGCAGUUACCAGAUCUUCCGUAUGCUUGCACCCUGUUUGACCAAAUUCCUAAGCCAUCUGUUUAUCUCUACAACAAGUUCAUUCAAACAUUUUCUUCAAUUGGUCACCCCCACCGAUGCUGGUUGCUUUACUGUCAGAUGUGUUCCCAAGGUCUGCACGCCAACUGUUUGAUGAAAUGUGUCGAGAUAUACCACCUGGAAUUCGUUGAUUGCGGGUUAUGCAAGGUCCGGCAUAUGGAGGCUGCGUUAGAAUUGUUCAACAAAAUGCCGGUGAGAAAUGUGAUUUCCUGGACAGCUUUGAUAUCUGGGUAUGCACAAAAUGGGAAGUAUGCGAAGGCCUUGGAGAUGUUUAUAGGAUUGGAAAAUGAGAAAGGCACUAAGCCAAAUGAGGUGUCCAUAGCAAGUGUUCUUCCUGCCUGUUCUCAGCUUGGGGCAUUGGAUAUUGGGAAGAGGAUUGAAGCAUAUGCAAGAAAUAAUGGAUUUUUCAAAAACGCAUAUGUGAGCAAUGCGGUGCUGGAAUUGCAUGCUAGGUGUGGGAACAUCGAGGAAGCGCAGCAAGUUUUUGAUGAGAUUGGAAGCAAAAGAAAUUUGUGCUCGUGGAAUACCAUGAUAAUGGGAUUGGCUGUGCAUGGAAGAUGUAUUGAUGCUCUUCAGCUUUAUGAUCAAAUGUUGAUACGGAAAAUGAGACCGGACGACGUGACAUUUGUAGGGCUUCUCUUGGCUUGCACACACGGAGGCAUGGUUGCAGAAGGCCGACAACUCUUUGAAUCAAUGGAGAGUAAGUUUCAAGUUGCUCCCAAAUUAGAGCACUAUGGCUGCUUGGUAGAUUUAUUAGGGAGAGCUGGAGAGCUGCAGGAAGCUUACAAUCUCAUUCAAAACAUGCCAAUGGCUCCUGACUCUGUUAUAUGGGGAACGCUUUUGGGAGCUUGUAGCUUCCAUGGAAAUGUUGAAUUGGGUGAAGUAGCAGCUGAGUCCCUCUUCAAGCUUGAGCCAUGGAACCCUGGAAAUUAUGUCAUUCUUUCUAACAUUUACGCGUUGGCAGGUGAUUGGUCUGGAGUUGCAAGAUUAAGGAAGAUGAUGAAAGGAGGACAUAUUACAAAGAGAGCAGGAUAUAGUUAUAUUGAAGUGGGAGAUGGGAUUCAUGAGUUCAUUGUAGAAGAUAGAUCACAUUUGAAGAGUGGUGAAAUAUAUGCUUUACUUCAUAAAAUUUAUGACAUUAUUAAACUUCAUAAGCAUGUACAUCAUGAUCCAAACGAAGAUGAAGAACUACUCUAUUCUUCGUAAUUAUUUUACGGUUUGAUUGAAUCGUUAUAUUGCUUCAUGAUUAUUAUAUUAGAUAUAUGAGAUUUAAAGAACUAGGAAUUAAUGUCUAGAAUAGUUCAUUAGGGAAUAGCAAAAUUGUAUGUAGUUGAAUUUUGCACUUAGUCGGUUUUUGUCCUAAAGUUUAAAUACUUUUAUACCUAUGAAUUCAUUCAAAAUGAUAAUUUUUUUUAUCA